UAACAGCUCUAAAGAUAUAUGGAUAACUUUCUUGCUUUAGAUAUAUGAAUAAAAGAAAAAAUUUACUAACAAUUUCAGAUCUCACAAUUUAUGACAUAAAAAAUAUAACUAAAUUGGCUAACAUAUAUCUUAACAAAGAAAGUGCUCAUGAUAAGAUCUUAAAGAAUAAAACAGUAGUUAACUUAUUUUUUGAAAAUUCAACACGCACACUUACAUCUUUUGAAAUAGCAGCGAAAAUUCUUGGAGCAAAUGUUGUAACAUUACCGAUUCAAUCCUCUUCCAUCAGUAAAGGGGAAGAUCUAAAAGAUAUGAUUAAAACAUUAAAUGCAAUGAAUUGUGAUUUCAUGAUAAUCAGACAUCAAAAAAGUGGUAUUAUUAACACUUUUAUGCACCAUGUUAAAAGCUCGUUAAUUAAUGCAGGCGAUGGAAGUAACGAACACCCCACUCAAGCACUGACAGAUUAUUUGGUAAUAAGUAACUACAAAAAGCAGAUAAAAAAUCUGAAAAUUGUUAUAUGUGGUGAUAUUCUGCACAGCAGAGUUGCGAGAUCAAAUAUAAGACUCCUAAAGAUGUUGGGAGCAACGGUAAAUUUGGUUGCCCCACCAACUUUAACCUGCAAGCAUUUUCCCGAAGUAGAUAAAGUAUACUAUUCAUUGAGCAAAGGUAUAAAAGAUGCUGAUGUCAUUAUGCUCUUAAGAUUACAGAAAGAACGCAUGAAUAACAGUUGUUUUACACCUUCAGAAAAGGAGUAUUUUUAUUUGUAUGGACUUGACUCGCAAAAGUUAUCAUACGCAAAGCCAGAUGUAAUUGUGAUGCAUCCAGGACCAAUAAACAGAGGAAUAGAAAUCGAUAAUAACGUAGCAGAUAACGUGAUUUUACAGCAAGUAGAAUUUGGGGUAGCAGUGCGCAAGGCAAUAUUGCAUUAUUACAAUUACCAAUAAGUUAUUAUAUACUUUAAUCCGUAGCUAUAAAAAAGAAUCAAAGUGCAUAUAGCAGUAAUGACUGGUGGUAAAACUAAAAAAAUUGGUGUUUUUCUUAUAAAGAAGUUCUGAGAAGGUUUAGAGAAAAAAG
This is a messenger RNA of Cinara cedri, 1071 nucleotides long. Lineage: Eukaryota; Metazoa; Arthropoda; Insecta; Hemiptera; Aphididae. The record is from the annotation of a GenBank genome assembly.